AUGGCGGAGAGUUUCGUGAAGUACAGGGCUUUGAGAAGUUGGGCAAUAGCAAAUGGUUGGUUCAUUAGAUUUAGAAGGGUGUCUAAAGACCAAUGUGAGGCUAUCUGCAAGCCUCCAUGUGCAUGGAGGGUGUAUGCAUCUAUUGUAAGCAAAGAUAAAGCAUUUCUGAUUAAGUCAUUUAAGGGGGAACAUAGCUGUAAGAGGGCUACAAAGAACAAGUUACUAAGUUCUAAAUGGAUAGCUAAUAAGUACCUGCCAGUUUUUAGAGUAAAACCGAAUUGGGAUAUUAGUGAAUUGAGGAGGGAUAUAGCUGAUAGAUUUGCAGUGGAUGUUAGCAGGGAUAGGUUAUAUAAAGCAAGGAAACAUGCAUUAAAGCUUGUCAGAGGGUCGGUUGAAGAGCACUAUGCAUCUCUGAGGAGAUACAUAGCUGAACUGAAAAGAGUAGAUGGGGAGUGUACAUUUGAGGUUGUUGUGGGCAGUGAUGGGGUAUUCAAGGGAGUGUACAUAGGUCAUUCUGCAUUGAGGAGAGGUUUUAAAGAGAGCUGUAGACCAUUGGUAGGCUUAGAUGGCUGUUUUUUAAAAACUUACUUGGGUGGGAUCUUGAUGUGUGCUGUUGGAAAGGAUGGGAACAAUCAGAUGUUCCCAAUAGCAUGGGGAGUGGUGGCUGUUGAAAACGAGGUGAAUUGGAGUUGGUUUGCCAAGCUUCUGGUAGAUGAUCUGGAGAUAGGCACUGGAGAAGGCUACACCUUCAUCAGUGAUCAACAGAAAGGGCUUAUGAAUGUUUUGAGCAAUUAUGCUCCAAGGGCAGAGCAUAGGAAUUGUGCCCGCCACAUCUAUAUGAAUUGGAAAAAGGAGAAUAAAGGAGCAACACUCAAGACUAUAUUCUGGAAGGCUGUAAGAGCUACAACCGAACAACAAUACAAGAAGGUGCUUGAGGAGAUGAAGGCUGAGAGUGUUGGAGCUUACCAGAGCUUCAUUGAGAGGGACACUUCAAAAUUUUUUAAGGCGUUUCUGUCUUUUACCCCCUGUUCAGACAUGAUAGACAAUAAUAUAAGUGAGACUUUCAAUGGCUGGAUACUUAGUGCUAGAGGAAAGCACUUGAUACACUGUUUGGAAGAAAUCAGAACAGCCCUUAUGAUGAGGCAAGUGAAAAAGCUACAUGUUAUGGCAAAGGUUUCUGAUAGGCUUUGCCCUAUGAUCAGCAAGAAACUUGAGAAAAUGAUGCAUCAGUCUAGGAACAUGAACAUCAUACAUGCACUCGGGGAUAAGUUUGAGGUAGAUGAUGAGGGUGAGAAAUAUGUUUUCAAUAUUCCUUUAAGGAGAUGUACAUGCAGAGUAUGGGAGCUUAUUGGUAUACCUUGCGCACAUGGUUUGGCAUGCAUUAGGUACUUGAAUGAUGAUGCAUCUAAUUUUGUGCAUGAGUAUUACACAGUUUCCAAGUAUUUGCAGGCUUAUAAAUAUACAUUGGAGCCACUGAAUGGUCCAUUACAUUGGCCGCAGUGUGAGGGCAGUGUGAUUAAACCUCCAACAGUGAAGAAUAUGCCUGGGAGGCCUAUGAAGAAUAGGAUUAGGGAUCCCCAUGAGGUUGAUCCAAAAAAUCCUAAUAGGCUGAAAAGAAAAGGGCUAGUUAUGACAUGUGGUAACUGUGGUGAGCGUGGUCAUAACACAAGGGGCUGCAAAAAGGAGAAGGUCGAGAAGCCUACAAAAGAAAAAGGAGCAAAGCGGAGGCCUAAGAAGAAUGAUGCUACAGCAAGAGACCCAGGGAAGAGGCCUAUGAUGUCAAAGGCAGAGCAAAGAGAGAUUGCCAUGGAGAAGGCAUUUGCAAUGAGGGGUGCUGGACUCUAUAUCAGUGAGGGCAGUGGCAACCAAUACUUUAGGACACCUGAUCAGAGGGGUGUUACCCAUAUUACUCAAGGAGGAGCAUCAGGAGCAUCAGGUAGCAGAGGAAGAGGAAGAGGAAGAGCUCGGGGUGGUGCAACCGGCAGUGGUGCAAGCAAUCAAGAGUCAGGAAGCACAGUGUUGGAAGGCUCAACUACUCAAGAGAGCAUUAACAAGUGA
Messenger RNA from Salvia miltiorrhiza (redroot sage), 2058 nucleotides. RefSeq lists its product as uncharacterized. Gene Ontology annotation, molecular function: zinc ion binding; nucleic acid binding. The transcript has 3 exons. Bases 1 to 2058 code for a protein of 685 amino acids. The record is from RefSeq and is a predicted model, not a curated record. NCBI's taxonomy places the organism in Eukaryota, Viridiplantae, Streptophyta, Magnoliopsida, Lamiales, Lamiaceae.